This is a messenger RNA of Clupea harengus (Atlantic herring), 3149 nucleotides long. It is a transcript of the gene ppp6r2a, whose product is annotated as serine/threonine-protein phosphatase 6 regulatory subunit 2. The record is from RefSeq and is a predicted model, not a curated record. NCBI's taxonomy places the organism in Eukaryota, Metazoa, Chordata, Actinopteri, Clupeiformes, Clupeidae. Gene Ontology annotation, molecular function: protein phosphatase binding; protein phosphatase regulator activity. Gene Ontology annotation, cellular component: cytosol; nucleus.
GACGGCGCGCUGCGCGUUCUAGUGACAGUGUUCGCCAUUUUGAAUCGAAAAUAUGACCGAUUUUUUUCCCUGCCUGGCAUGUGUAAGGCUGACUGAGACAAGCGUUUGAGAUCAGUAUUUAUUGUAUUAUACACAUAACCAGUAGAAGUUAGGUUAAGUAAAUAGUGAUUGUAUGUCGGAUUCAGCAGAAAGAUAGAUGGCCUUACUCCUUCAGAGGAAGUAGCGUUAAACUAUUGGCUGUAUUUAUCACAGUGAUACAUUGCUAGCUGGCUAGUUAGCUUGACAAGCAAAACAAAUCACAGUUCCUUCGCUGACAAGCUAGCUAAUCAAGUCGACGAAGAGUGGUGUGAGAGGUUAUGCUGAGUGCUCAGUAGCGGUGGUGCUGGAGCGCUGGUGACCGUGAGCAAACGGAGCCCCAUGCUGGUGACCGCCUGGCCCCACAGCGCUCUCCGCAUUCUGCACCUCAGAUGCCUGGCUGUCUGCGCGUGGCCUCUCAAUAAGGACCUACAGAUUUCACCAGCUGGUCAGUACUUCCUGCUGCAGCCGCCACCAUGUUCUGGAAGUUCGACCUGCACACCACCUCGCACAUGGAGCAGCUGCUGGAGCGCGAGGACGUGACGCUGCGCGAGCUCAUGGAGGAAGAGGAUGUGCUGCAGGAGUGUAAGGCCCAGAACCGCCGGCUGCUGCUCUUCCUCUCCCAGGACCAGUGCAUGCAUGAGCUGGUGGGCCUCAUCACGCAAGAGCCCCCCGCAGACCUGGAGGAGAAAGUGCGCUUCAAGUUCCCCAACAUAGCGUGCGAGCUGCUGACCUGCGACGUGAGCGUGAUGAACGAUAAGCUGGGCGGAGACGAGGCGCUGCUGGAGAAGCUCUACUGUUUCCUGGAGCAGGAGCCUCCACUCAACCCUCUGCUGGCCAGCUUCUUCAGCAAGAUCGGCAACCUCAUCACCCGCAAGACCGAGCAGGUGAUCUCUUUCCUGAAGAAGAAGCACAACAUUCAUCAGUCUGGUGCUGAACACAUCGACGCGUCGGCCAUGAUGGACCUGUUGCUGCGCCUCAUCAGCUGCGUGGAGCCUGCUCCGCUCCGCCAGGAGGUCCUCAACUGGCUAAAUGAGGAGCGUCUGAUCCAGAGGCUCACAGCGCUUAUACACACAGGCAGAGAUGAGGAGAGACAAUCCAAUGCGUCCCAGACCCUCUGUGACAUCAUCCGCCUCAGCAGAGACCAGGCCAAUCAGCUGGCAGAAGCCGUGGAGCCUGACCCUUUACUCGCCGUCCUGGAGUCGCAGGAGAAUGUGUCGGAGCUGCUGAAGACCAUGUUUGAGGGGGAGCGGACAGAGGCAUCGGUUGUCAACGGAACUCAAGUGCUACUUACAUUACUGGAGUCACGGAGGACAGGGCUUGAGGGGCUAAUGGAUCUCUAUUCUCAGGGAAGUGAACGGUCGUACACUGUCAGCGGCAGUAUUUUGCGUGCUAUUGAGCCUCAUCUUAAGGACUUCCAGCAACUUCUACUUGACCCUCCCAAGAAAAGUGCAAUACUGACGACGGUGGGCUUGCUGGAGCAGCCUCUGGGUAACGCCCGUCUGCACGUGGCGCGGCUGGUGGCCUCCCUGCUCCAGACCAGCGACGCCAGCCUCUGCCAAGAGCUCUGCCGCCUCAACAUCAUGGACAAGCUGCUGGAUCUCUUCUUCAAGUACACCUGGAAUAACUUCUUGCACUUCCAAGUGGAGCUGUGCGUGGCGUCCAUCCUGAACCACUCCGGCUCCUCCGAGAGCCUGGGCAGCGCUGUGGGCCUGCAGAACCACACCAGCUGGCGUCUCAAGCUCAAGCCCCUGUCCUUGCCCAAGCCCCAGCCCCAGCCCCUGCCCCUUCCCAAGCCCCUUCCCAAGCCCCUUCCCAAGCCCUUCCAAGCCCCUUCCCAGCCUGCCUUCCCAAGCCCCUUCCCAAGCCCUUCCCUGCCCCUUCCCUGCCCCAGCCCUAGCCCAAGCCCCUGCUGCUGCCGAGGCAGAUGCCGCCACCUCCACACCCCCACCGACGGCGACCCCAAAGCUCAGCAGAACAGCGUGGCGGAGCCCCCGUCACAGACCUCCGUCCACGACAUGCUGGUGGCACAUCUCUUCCAGCAGUGCUGUUUGGUGCAGAGGAUUCUAGAAGCCUGGGAGGAAAAUGACAAGAUUCAGGCGGAGGGCGGCGCCAGGAGGGGCAACAUGGGCCACCUGACGCGCAUCGCCAACACCGUGGUGCAGAACUUGGAGAAGGGCCACGUGCAGUCGCAGAUCAGCGAUCUCAUCAGAGAGCUGCCUGAGGACUGUAGGGGGCGCUGGGAGAGCUUUGUUGGGGAGACGCUGAGAGAAACCAACAGGAGAAACACAGUAGAUCUGGUGAGCACUCAUAACCUGCACUCUUCCAGUGAGGAUGAUGAUAUGGAAGGUCCAUUCCCCAAUGACCUGUCCAUCCAACAGGCUUUCUCAGACUAUCAGAUCCAGCAGAUGACUGCCAACUUCGUGGAUCAGUUCGGCUUCAAUGAUGAAGAGUUCCACGAACACGACGAGAACAUCAAUGCUACAUUUGACCGCAUUGCUGAAAUCAACUUCAAUAUCGAUGCAGAGGAAAAUAGUGCCAAUGCAGCUGCAUUUGAGGCGUGCUGUAAGGAGAAGAUCCAGCAGUUUGAUGACUGUGAGGAGGAAGAGGAGGAUAUCUGGGAGGACAAAGAGAUAAACUAUGCAACACAAGUUAAAUCUCGAUCCAGGUUUGGAGUGUGUCUGUCGUCAGACAGCGCUUCUAAAGGCGCUCUGAAGAACGGUGGACGGGGCCGCAGGUCGGCCUCUGAUGAUGACGAAGAGGAGGGGCCAAAACAGACCACCACCCCCUCUCCCACCCCCAAAGGGGCAGAGCCUCCAGAGACACAGAGCCCUGGCUGGACAGCCACGUUCAGCGAGGGAGAUGCGAGUGGGGUGAGUGUGGGCUCCAGUCCCUGGGGAACCCCCGUCUCUGAGCAGCAGAGUGCUGCCAACACACAAGACACCGGCUGGGCCAACUUCACAGAGUUCCAGCCCUUCAACAGCUCAGACAGCAGACCAGCAGACCCCGGUGCCCAGGCCAAACAGACCCCGGACAAAAACUCAACGGGCUCGGGCGUGUGGGAGGUGUGUGGG